Molecule: messenger RNA, 714 nt
Organism: Funneliformis mosseae
Lineage: Eukaryota; Fungi; Glomeromycota; Glomeromycetes; Glomerales; Glomeraceae
Source: the annotation of a GenBank genome assembly
AUGCUCAAAUGCUCAAACAACCAGUCCAAUAAAAAUUAUCGAAGAGAAUCUAUAAUUAACGAUGACAAGAGUGAUAUGGGUGACCACCAAGAAGAUGGUAAAGCACCAGAACCAUCAAAAACACCCACAGUAACUCCAUCUCCAGCGGUAAAAAAAGAUAAUACAGCUGGUCCAGUGAUAGGAGGAAUAGUUAGAGUCAUUAUUUUGAUUAUAAUUUCAUUAUUUGUAUUUAAAAAGUAUAAACAAAAAAUAAAGAACGACGCUAUAUUAACUCCCGGAGAUUAUGAAAAUGUUAAGCCAAUGGCUGGAUCAGUUAAAGAUAAAGGAUUACCAACUGCUCCUGGUGAAAUCUUUAUUUCAAAUAAUAAUCAAACAAUUACAAAUAAUUCUACAAGAAAUCAUCAGAAUUACGUUGUUAUUUCCCCUCAACAAGAAGAAAAUAUAAUUAAACAACCUGGACAAGAACUUUCAAAAGAUGAAAUCGCUAAUCUUAUUAAACAAGAUGAUUCAUCGAAUGAAAAAGCUUUAUUAAAUCAGUUAAGAGAGGAAAUACAAGUAUUAAAACAACGUUUAAAUAAACAAAAUGAUAUGAAUAAUUCUAGCGAAACUAUCCUUAAUAUUGAAGAUGAAGUCAUAAAUAAGUUAAGAGAAGAAGCUUUGCAAGAGAUUAAGCAAGAAAUCAAACAGCGUUUAAGAAAUAAAGCUUUUACUUAA